AUGUUUAUGUCACAUGACUAUUUCCUUCGUAAGAAAGAUGGCAGGCGCCCAAUUUACAACACAUGUGAUAAUGCUGAAAUAAUUGGCAUUACUAUGCAAAUUAUUAUUAGGGGAAAUAAAUCAGUGAAGAACUACAUAGAGAAUCUGAAGAAAGGGAGAACAAUGAUGUACCACGCCUCUGGGAUGAUAGUAGGGUGUGCUGGUAGUGGGAAAACGACAUCGUUAGAGAGACUGAAGGGAAUUGACGUGGCCGAAAUUCAACAAAAGACCAAAUCAACGAGAGGAAUUGACAUACAUACUGACAUCUUCGACGUGUCAACCACUAUCAAAGUUAACUCAUCAGACCAAAAUCAACACUUCAAAGUAACGUUUGAGGGAACCAGUCAAAGCCACAACGUUCCAAAACACCAAGUAGAAGAAACUGAUAAAAUGAAAAAUCAGGAUAUUGAAGAACCAGUAGUGAAAGAAAACCUUGCAGGGGAAGCAGACGGUGCGGAAGAGAUGACAAGGGACAACAUGAACAAUGAAGCUGGUUUGGCGAAAGGAAUCAAAGCUAAUACCUUGUCUGAAAGACCAUCUGAAGAAGUUGAUGAAAGUCAGUAUGUUGCUCAAGACUCUAAAAUAUCGGGUGUUUUACGCGUUACGAGAAAUGUUUCUGAUGAUCCUGGGAAAAGAAUCACUAUGCUGGAUUUUGCUGGACAGUGUGCGUAUUAUGCCUCUCACCAGAUUUUUCUGAGUCCCCGGGCGUUCUUUAUUCUGCUUCUCAAUAUGGAGAAGAAGUUUUAUGACCAGGUCGGAGAAGAAGUAUGUUGCCAAAAAGGCUCCGUCUUCAAAGAAUGGACACACAGAGAUUAUCUUACAUUUUGGGUGAAGUCUCUCCAUCAAUACAGCAGUGAUAAGGCCACUGUCCUUCCCGUUGGUACACAUGCUGAGGAUAAAUAA
Saccostrea cuccullata (small rock oyster) is the source of this 942-nucleotide messenger RNA. RefSeq lists its product as uncharacterized. Lineage: Eukaryota; Metazoa; Mollusca; Bivalvia; Ostreida; Ostreidae. The record is from RefSeq and is a predicted model, not a curated record. The coding region runs from base 1 to 942 and encodes 313 amino acids. The transcript is spliced from 4 exons.